GCUCCGCGCCCCGCCCGGCCGCAGCCCCCGCGCCGCCCCCAUGGUGCUGCCCGGCCCGGCCGGCAUGGCCCGCUCCGAGGAGGUGCAUCGCCUCACCGAGAAUGUCUACAAGACAAUCAUGGAGCAGUUCAAUCCCAGCCUCAGGAAUUUCAUUUCUAUGGGGAAGACCUAUGAAAAAGCCUUAGCAAGUAUGACCUAUGCAGCAAAAGGAUACUUUGAUGCUCUGGUUAAGAUGGGAGAGUUAGCCAGUGAGAGCCAAGGAUCUAAAGAAUUGGGAGAUGUCCUUUUUCAGAUGGCAGAAGUCCACAGGCAGAUCCAGAACCAGCUGGAGGAGAUGCUCAAGUCCUUCCACAAUGAGCUCUUGACACAGCUGGAGCAGAAGGUGGAGCUGGACUCCCGGUACCUGAGUGCUGCACUGAAAAAAUACCAAACAGAGCAAAGGAGCAAGGGGGACUCGCUCGACAAGUGCCAGGCAGAGCUGAAGAAACUUCGGAAGAAGAGCCAAGGCAGCAAAAACCCCCAGAAAUACUCGGACAAGGAGCUGCAGUACAUCGAAGCCAUCAGCAACAAGCAGGGUGAGCUGGAAAACUACGUCUCUGAUGGCUACAAGACCGCGCUGACGGAAGAGAGGAGACGGUUCUGCUUCCUGGUGGAGAAACAGUGUGCGGUGGCAAAGAGUGCCAUCACCUACCAUGCCAAGGGGAAGGAGAUGCUGACACAGAAACUGCCACUGUGGCAGCAAUCCUGCUCGGAUCCCAACAAGAUCCCAGACCGUGCUAUACAGCUGAUGCAGCAGAUGGCUGCCAGCAGCAAUGGCACCAUCAUGCCCAGCCCUUUGUCUACAUCCAAAUCCAACCUCAUCAUCUCUGACCCCAUCCCUGGUGCCAAACCUCUCCCUGUCCCCCCGGAGCUGGCACCUUUUGUAGGACGCAUGUCGGCACAGGAGGCCAUGCCGGUGAUGAACGGAGUCUCGGGCCCAGACAGCGAUGGGUACAACCACUGGUCUGAGAUGAAGCCAGCACAGCCCAAAUCUUUAUCUCCUCCCCAGCCUCAGAAGCAGCUGAGUGACUCUUACUCCAACACACUCCCAGUUCGCAAAAACGUGACACCGAAAAACAGCUACGCCUCAGCAGCUGAAAACAAGACGCUGCCGCGCUCCAGCUCCAUGGCCGCCGGGCUCGAGAGGAACGGCCGGACAAGGGUGCAGGCCAUUUUCUCUCAUGCUGCUGGAGAUAACAGCACCCUCCUGAGCUUCAAGGAGGGAGACCUCAUCACACUGCUGGUGCCAGAGGCCAGGGACGGCUGGCAUUAUGGAGAGAGUGAGAAAACAAAAAUGAGGGGAUGGUUUCCGUUCUCCUACACACGGGUCCUUGACAACGAUGGCAGCGAGCGGGUCCACACGGGCCUGCAGCAAGGGAAGAGCAGCAGCACCGGCAACCUGCUGGACAAGGACGACAUCGCCAUCCCACCACCCGACUACGGCAUGGCUUCCCAGGCCUUCCAGGCACAAGGUGCCAACACCUUCAAGCAGCGGCCGUACAGCGUGGCCGUGCCCGCCUUCUCCCAGGACUACCUAAUGCCCUAUGGGUGUGCAAUUAAAGACUACCCCAGUGGCCUCUGCCAGCCGCCCUCUGCUCACUACAAGCCUUACACUAGGUCAACAGCUGGUCUCGAUGACUACGGGACGAGGUCCGUCAGCAGCCCCGAUGUUGAAGUGGCCAGGUUUUGAGGUGCCCCUGCCCGUAGUUAAAACCCCUUUGCCAACGUCCAGCUGAAGCCAACGGUGACGAACGACCGCUCGGCUCCCUUCAUCAGCUGAGUCAGGAGCUCUGGUGCCCGCCGUGCCACGCGGCACUCGCUGCCUCCUCCUCCUCACCACUGCAUGUCCAGCUUUCCAGGACUUCAUUUUUAGGCAGAGUUUAUUUAAUCCUGCUGCUUUCAAAGCCAAAGGCUGACGCUAGUGCCCUUCUUCUCUUCUCUAGACCCAGCUUAUUGCUCUCGGUGGCAGAGGGUUAGACCCCUGCCCCCUGGCCUGUCCUUUGGCCACACAGACCUCUUGUCAUGGCAGCGUGUCCCAGAGCCACUUUUACUUCUAAGCUUCGUGGCCACUUGUGUGGAGCCAGGAGGGACCCCUGGGACAGGCAGGAUCCCCUGUGCACACCAAGGAGGUGGUGGGAGCUGUAGGCUCCUGCCCAAGCCCCCUGGGAUGCCAGCAGUGGGGUGUCAGCACUGCAGCCCCCACAGGGUCAGGGAUGGUCCCAGAGCUCCUGCAGUACCAGGUCUCUGUAUAUAAUAGGGUGUUAUGGUACUGCUGUAAAAUAUAAGCUAGAAAAAAAAAAAACAAAACAAAACAAAAACAUUUUUGAAAGUGAGGGCUGUGUUUAAGUGUGCCUUGGGGUGUCCAGGGCUGCAAGGGGGCCCAGCAGUGGAAGGGGCACCCUGCUCCCCUCAGACAGGCUCUCCCAUCCACACCUCUUGCUUGGCUGGCUGCUCUUCCUCUAUUACUAGAGCUGCAUGAGAAAGAGAGAUAGAUAUAGAGAAAUAUAUAUAUAUACAUAUAUAUAUAUAAAUAUAUAUAUACCCACACACGUGCUGAAGUUACUGCUGGGAGUACCCCAGGAGCAAAGCUGUGCCUGGGCCGUGCUGCCACACCCAGAGCUGAGCCACAUGCCUGCCACAGGAACAGGGGUGAGAGUUUUCCAGGCAGGAACCAGAUCUCCCAUGGACAAGUGGUUGUGUGUCAGGCAGCGUGGGGGAUCAGCAACCUUGGAGGUUUCACCUUCUCCGUGGCAUCUUUCAUUUUGUACUUUUUAAUCGCUGGUGCGUGGCAGGUGCUUUGCUGAGCACCCAGACCUGUGGGGCACUGCCCGUGGGUGGGCUGCCUGCUGUUUCCAUGCCCACAGGGCUCUUUCCCAGCUGGAUGCAAUAGCUCAUCGCUGCCGUGGUCCCUCCAAUAGGAUUGGGAAGUGGCUUCUCCUGUGUCCGCCUGGGCUCCGUCUGGGAUCUUCCACCAUGUGGCUUCUUCCUCCCCCGGAGCUGGAGCAGAUGGAGGGGGGGGACAGGGGUGAGGGGAAGGGCUCCACUGGGGUGGGAGAGGGCUGGGGGCUCACAGCCUGGGGUGAGGGCAAGCCUGGGGUCCCCUCAACCACCAGACAGGUGUUGUCCUCUUCCACUCCCCUCCCAGGACCCCCAGGCAUCCACCCCAGGCUCCAGCCAGCCCUCAGCGUUCUGAUGCACCUCCUGGCUUGGUGGCACCUUCAAGAUGUAACCUGAAAUAAUUUUUUAUGAGAAAAAGUAAUUUAUGAGCAAUAAAAGUUGCCCCCCCCCCACUCCCAGUGUUUUCCUUG
Calypte anna (Anna's hummingbird) is the source of this 3347-nucleotide messenger RNA. It is a transcript of the gene BAIAP2, whose product is annotated as BAR/IMD domain containing adaptor protein 2. Bases 41 to 1729 code for a protein of 562 amino acids. Gene Ontology annotation, molecular function: protein binding; cytoskeletal adaptor activity. Gene Ontology annotation, cellular component: nucleoplasm; cytosol. The transcript is spliced from 16 exons. The record is from RefSeq and is a predicted model, not a curated record. Lineage: Eukaryota; Metazoa; Chordata; Aves; Apodiformes; Trochilidae. Gene Ontology annotation, biological process: positive regulation of actin filament polymerization; actin crosslink formation; plasma membrane organization.